Molecule: messenger RNA, 2292 nt
Organism: Saccharomyces mikatae IFO 1815
Lineage: Eukaryota; Fungi; Ascomycota; Saccharomycetes; Saccharomycetales; Saccharomycetaceae
Gene: CTF18
Product: Ctf18p
Exons: 1
Coding region: 1-2292 (763 amino acids)
Cellular component (GO): nucleus
Molecular function (GO): ATP binding; DNA binding; ATP hydrolysis activity
Source: RefSeq, a predicted model, not a curated record
AUGAUUUCGAGUGUUUUACACGUUUUAAGUAUACUUUUCAUCCAUGACCUGAAUAAAAGUCCACGUAAUAUGGUAGAAACUGCACUGCAUAUUGGUCCAUUGGGAAGAAGCUCACUUUUCGAUACUGGAGAUGUAGAGCAAAUUCCUGAUGGUAAAACAGUAGAUGUCAACCAAGAAGAUAUUAACGCGUUUGUAUCAAGUACUGGUCAAACAGUUAAAUUGAAGAAGAAGUCUGCGAAAUUAGCGACUGAAAAUAUAAGUCUAUACGCCAAUUCGGAUACUCUCUGGAGAUCAGACGAUACGUAUGGUAUCAAUAUCAACUAUUUGCUAGAUAAGAUCGAUGCAUCUAGUGAAGACUACUCUAAUACACACAGAUACUCUACGAGGACCAAAAAAAUUAGUAAUGACACAUUAUGGGUAGAGAAAUGGCGUCCCAAAAAAUUUCUGGAUUUAGUUGGUAAUGAAAAAACUAAUAGGAGGAUACUGGGUUGGUUAAGACAAUGGACACCAGCUGUAUUUAAAGAACAUUUGCCAAAAUUGCCCACUGAAAAUGAGGAGAAUGAUAUGGAACUGGAUCCAUUGAAAAGGCCGAAAAAAAAGAUUCUGUUAUUGCAUGGUCCACCAGGAAUAGGCAAAACCUCAGUGGCGCAUGUUAUUGCCAAACAGUCAGGAUUUUCUGUUUCAGAAAUAAAUGCGAGUGAUGAAAGGGCUGGCCCUAUGGUGAAAGAGAAAAUCAAUAAUCUUUUAUUCAAUCAUACUUUUGAUACUAAUCCUGUAUGCUUAGUAGCUGAUGAGAUUGAUGGGAGUAUGGAAAGUGGGUUUAUUAGAAUAUUAAUUAACAUUAUCCAAAACGACAGUAAAGCCACUAGCAAGCUAUUAUUUGGUCAGCCAGACAAGAAGGACAAAAACCACAAAAGAAAAAGGGCACUGCUCACACGACCUAUUAUUUGUAUUUGCAAUAAUUUAUAUGCUCCUUCUUUGGAAAAGCUAAAGCCAUUUUGUGAAAUUGUUGCUGUGAAAAGACCCUCUGAUACUACCCUACAAGAACGACUAAACUUUAUCUGCCACAAAGAAGACAUGCAUAUUCCUAUAAAAACAAUCAACGAUUUAAUUGAUUUGGCCCAAGGUGAUGUAAGGAACUGUAUAAACAACUUACAAUUCUUAGCCUCAAGUAGUGAUUCAAGAAUAUUUAACGCUUCAAAUAAAUCAAGUUGUAGCAAGGAUACAUGGGCGUCAUCUAACAAAGAUUCUCCAAUCUCUUGGUUCAAAAUCGUGAAUCAAUUAUUUAGGAAAGACCCCCAUCGUGAUAUCAAGGAUCAGUUUUACGAGUUACUUCAUCAAGUGGAACUUAGUGGUAACCCAGAUAAGAUAUUGCAAGGCUGUUUCAACACAUUUCCUCACGUAAAGUAUUCUGACAGUGGUAUUAGAAAACCAGCAAAUAUUUCAGAUUGGUUAUUCUUUCAUGACUUAAUGUACCAAUCAAUGUACGCGCAUAAUGGUGAGUUGUUACGCUACUCUGCUCUUGUCCCUUUAGUAUUUUUUCAAACAUUUGGUGAUAUUGCAAACAAAGAUGAUAUUAGGAUGAAGAAUAGCGAGUACGAACGAAGAGAAUUGAGACGAGCAAAUUUGGAUGUCGUCGAUCUAAUUAUGAGACAUAUUUCGGUACAGUCGCCAUUGAUGGCUAGUUUUACCAAUAGAAAGUCGUUAAUCUUUGAAAUACUACCAUAUUUGGAGUCAAUGAUUUCUUCUGAUUUUAAUAAAAUAAAGAAUUUAAAACUCAAACAAGUCAUUAUGGAGACAUUGGUGCAGUUGCUAAAAAGUUUUCAACUAAACCUGAUCCAAAAUCGGUCUGAAAUAUACGAUGCAAGAAGCGGUCUAGUAAUCGAUCCACCAAUCGAAGAAGUUGUGUUGCUAAACCCAAAACAUAUCAGCGAAGUCCAACAAAAAGGGCCCAACAAUUUGAGUUCACUACUAGCAAAAAUCGAAGAAAAUAAGGCCAAGAAGAGGCAUAUAGAUCAAGUAACUAGGGAUAGACUGCAAUCGCAGGAAAUUCAUACCAAGAAGGCCAAAACGGCGUUGACUUCUUCCUCAAGCACCAUAGAUUUUUUUAAAAAUCAGUAUGGACUAUUAAAGCAAAACCAGGAAUCAUUUGGGACACAAAAAAGUACAGUAUCAGACGAACCUGAUCAGGUGGAUGAUAGCACUCAAAAGAUUAAAAUAUGGGUUAAAUACAAUGAAGGUUUCUCCAAUGCUGUCAGAAAGAAUGUGACUUGGAAUAACCUAUGGGAAUAA